AUAGAGCUGAGAAAUGUCACCCCGUGUCGCGCUUAAGCAUCUUGGAGACAACAACAACUGGUGUUUUCGAGUGGCAGAAAUUCUUCUGAUAAAGUACUUUUAGUCUUCGCUGACAGCGAACGUCCGAUGGUUGAACGAGCGACUCUGAACGGAGGCGACAGUUUGGGUUGUUUGCCGUAAAUAAACGUCGCCGGCUGCAGUUUUGGGCGCCUCGUCAGGGGGGUUUGAGGCUCAUGAGCGGGUGAAUAAUGGCAGACAAGUCGGUCUGGCACCUCCGAGGAGGAGGCAGAGUGACAAGGACGGGAGGAAGGGAAGGGGAGGGGAGCUGACAUUAAAGCAACACAACAAGGAAACUCGCCGUCUCGCCACACUCAGACGCCUUCAUCUCAUGGUGUGUUGAAUAAGACCCGAGGCCAGUGCGGCGGAGUCGGUGAGAUCAGCCCGGAGCUCCACUCCAGCACCGCCGCCAGCUCCACGACCAGGAUCCGCUCCGCUCCGGGAGACCAUGGGUUCAGAGCCGCCCAGCUCCCCUCAGGUGGUGGAGGACGGAGGUGAGGAGGAUGAGGAAGAGCUGAGUGGAGGGGAGGAGGCCGACCUGCGCUCCAGCUCGGGCCGGGGCUCCCUCCUGACCCGGAGGGGCAUCACUCUGCGGGUGCUGCUGAAGGACGGGCUGGUAGAGCCGGGCGACGGCGUCCUCGCCAUCCACUAUCUGGGCAAGAACUUCAUUGGCGACCUGCUGAACGACGGGAAGAUCCGAUGGGUGGAGACGGGUCAGAUCUUCAACUCCCCCAGCGCUUGGGCCACUCACUGCAAGCGUCUUGUCAACCCAGCUAAGAAGUCCGGAUGUGGCUGGGCCUCAGUCCGCUACAGGGGCAACAAGCUGGUCCAGUACAAAACCACGUGGCUGCACAAGUACCAGCCCAGCGCCGACAUGAGUCUGGUGAGCGAGGAAGACGAUGAUGAGGAUGAAGAGGAUGGCAAAACUAUACAGGCCGAUGAGAAGAACAAAAACUCCAAACCAGGAUUAAAUGACGUGAUGGUCUCCAAGAGAUCUGACCGAGAGAGGAUUCCAGUCAGAUACUGCACUUUGGGCACCAGAGAUUCUUCCAGGGAUCCCCACACUCUGGUGGAGCUGUCAGCCUUCUCAGCCAUCAACAGAUUCCAGCCUUUCAAUGUCGCCGUGUCCAGCAACGUCCUGCUGCUCAUGGACUUCCACUGUCACCUGACCACCAGUGAAGUGGUGGGUUACCUGGGCGGACGCUGGGACACGAACACACAGCUGCUCACUAUUUUAAGGGCAUUUCCUUGUCGGACCAGGCUGGCGGAUCGAGAAGCAGCGUCGGCUGUGGAGGAGGAGAUCUGCCAGAACUUGUUCAUGCGUGGACUGUCGCUGGUGGGCUGGUACCACAGUCACCCCAGAGGUCCGGCCCUGCCCUCCCUGCAGGACAUUGACUCCCAGAUGGACCACCAGCUGAGGCUGCAGGGCUCCAACAACGGCUUCCAGCCAUGUCUGGGCAUCAUCUGCGGACCAUAUUACCACGGAAACCAAGGCGUGGCAUCCACAAUAACACCAUACUGGGUCGUACCACCACCAGAGCAACGUCCCAAUGACUAUGGCAUACCGGUAGCUGUGGAGGUCACCUACGUCCAGGACAACUUCCUCACCAGCGACGUCCUGAACGAGAUGAUGCUGCUGGUGGACUACUACAGAGGUGCUCCAGAUCUGGUUCAGUUCAGCCAGUACUGGUGUCCCGAGACCACCAUGCUGGACAAGAUCAAGGGGUCGCUCAGCUGCCACGCCCCCAAAGACCAGGCCUACUCUCAGAUUCUGGAGCACGUCUACAGCCAGCUGAGCAGCGGACAGUGAGCAGACACAGGUUCUCCUCGCAAGUGGUGCUUGAUCACCACAGUGACUUUCACACCUGAGAUUCUAAAUAUGAUGAGCUCAGCACCUUUAAUAUUUAAACCAACAGGCAGCAUGAGAUUACGAGGCAUUCUUACCCCCGACAGAACUGUCUGAACCGGGAACAUAAGUGGACCUACACGUGCCCGUCGGUGCGCCGACACGUCCCAUGUAUAAUUGUGUUGUUUUGGCAGAGCGUGAUCUGCAGUAGAGUUGUGAAUGCCUGAGCUUCCCCACUGAGAUUCUAGAGUUCCACUUCUCAGACGUGCCAACUAUACUUUAGCCUUCAUGUCAAUGUGUUUGCCAGCUCUUCCUCUCGGCAGUCCAGGCCGGACGUCCCGGAACAUUCUCUGUGACAAACUGAACAAAUGUAGUCCCACAUUGCAGAGAGCACCAGAAAGGCACUUAUUAUUUAUGUAUUAGAUGUUUUGAUGCCUCUAAAAAUUGUAGUGGAUCAAACAAAUCCAUGAGGAACUCACCAGGAAACUGGGCGUAUUUUUGAGCAAAUACUAGUUUGGUGGGUUUUAAAGUCGUUCUUGUGUCAUAGCCGAAUCAGCGUCCUACUUUCCUGCCACUCACUUUCCAAACAUGACAAAAGUGUCCACUUGAUCCCUGUAUUUAAUCAGAAAAACAAGGUUUAGUUCUUACAGCUGUUAACUGCUUAACUGUUGCAGUGCAUUAUGGGACUUGUCUGGCCAUUAAUGGCGGACAGUGAAAUGUCACAGCAACAUCUUGUGUUAAAGAUGGGCUGGACGUGGGUUUGACACGUCUGACGUACGAAAACAGAAGUGCUCCUGUAGACGUCUUGUAUUUAUUCCUCUGCCUUAAGCCUGCUGAUUCCACAACCACAGAUCCUUGAGCUUCACACACUGGAAACACUGAAACUACUACAUGUACUUUGUAAGCAUUCUUUAAGAAAAUAAAUCUAUAUGAAUCCAACACACUUGUUUUUUUUCCUCUUUAUUUAUGACAAGGAGAGGACACAAACGUAAGUAUAACGAUGACAAGAAAUAGUGUAGUUAAGACAAAAUAAAUCUAAAACAAGGUGUAAUAAAUGACUACAUGCAAAUAUUUGUUUUAAAGGUUUUGUAUAUAAAAAAAAAGAAAUAACACUAUAGUGAGCCGGAGUAAUUGAU
Molecule: messenger RNA, 3039 nt
Organism: Synchiropus splendidus (mandarinfish)
Lineage: Eukaryota; Metazoa; Chordata; Actinopteri; Syngnathiformes; Callionymidae
Gene: mpnd
Product: MPN domain containing
Exons: 13
Coding region: 506-1867 (453 amino acids)
Biological process (GO): double-strand break repair
Cellular component (GO): BRISC complex; BRCA1-A complex
Molecular function (GO): metallopeptidase activity; polyubiquitin modification-dependent protein binding
Source: RefSeq, a predicted model, not a curated record